AUGAAAGACCAAGACGAUGAAUUUUGUCUGUCAAAAACGGCUGAAAAUCAAUUAGUGCGUACACUGCGCAAUGAAGAAAGUGGACGAACACGUCACACGGGACGAGAUGAUCGUGCUACGACUGAACAAGUUUUAGAUCCACGUACGCGUAUGAUCCUGUAUAAAAUGUUGAAUCACGGUAUUGUUACAGAGAUUAAUGGUUGUUUGAGUACGGGGAAAGAGGCAAAUGUAUACCAUGCAAGGCUUCCUAAUGGAAAAGAAGGUGCUAUAAAAGUAUACAAGACUUCUAUUUUGGUCUUUAAGGACCGUGAAAAGUAUGUCUCAGGUGAGUUUCGCUUCCGUCAUGGCUACUCGAAGAGUAAUCCACGCAAGAUGGUCAAACUCUGGGCUGAGAAGGAGAUGCGCAACUUGCGUCGUCUUAAAGAUUCUGGGAUUUACUGUCCGUCACCCAUUUUACUGCGCUCCCAUGUGCUGCUUAUGGACUUUAUUGGUCAUGACGGCUGGGCAGCUCCGCGUCUAAAGGAUGCCAAGAUCAGCGACAAUCGCUAUCGAGAAUGCUACAUUUACUGCAUUAUGAUGAUGCGCACAAUGUAUCAUAAGUGCCACCUUGUGCAUGGAGACUUGAGUGAGUACAAUAUACUAUACUACCAGACAAAGCUCUACUUUAUCGAUGUGUCACAGUCGGUGGAACACGAGCAUCCGAGUGCCAACGACUUUUUGCGCAAGGAUUGCCGCAACAUUACGGACUACUUUUGCAGGACUGGCGCGCUCAACCCCAUGACGACACAGGAGCUAUUUGAUUUUGUUACGGACCCAUGCAUUGCUGAAGAGGACGUAGACGACUAUCUUGACGAGAUUCAGCGCAAGAUUGCGGACCGGCCUGUGGAGCGCACGAAUCAGGAACAGGUAGACGACGCUGUGUUCAUGAGCACGUUUAUUCCUCGGUCGCUCGGCGAGGUACUGCACUCGGAGCGAGAGCAGCUUGCAUAUCAAGAAGGAACGAUGGAAAAAGCGUUGGUGACGGCAAUCUCGCGCCUUGAAGCUGAACAGAGAACGACUCCUCCGGCUCCGGUCAUGCAAGGCACACGUAUUAUGGACCUCUUGAAUGAGGAGGAUGACCAAGAGCUUGAUUCCAGCGACGGUGAUGGCGAUGUCAACGGCGACAGUGACGACGAAGAUUCUGACAGUAACUGUGAUGACGAUGACGAUGGCGAUGAAGAAGCGUCGCUUUCUGGAAAGGAACCGCUGACGGAUGAACAACGAGCAGCGUAUCGGCAGCAAAAGCGUGACGAACGUGAAAAGCAGAAUGCUCUUGAAAAGCUGAACAAGAAGGCACGCAAGCUAGAAACCAAAGAGCAGAAGAAGGCAAAGCGGCAGACAAAGAUCCCGAAACAUAUCAAGAAACGUCACAAGAAACUUUCUCACCAAAAGAAUAAAAAGUAA
Peronospora belbahrii is the source of this 1443-nucleotide messenger RNA. The record is from the annotation of a GenBank genome assembly. Lineage: Eukaryota; Oomycota; Peronosporomycetes; Peronosporales; Peronosporaceae.